This is a messenger RNA of Dendrobium catenatum, 1592 nucleotides long. RefSeq names its product probable E3 ubiquitin-protein ligase RHB1A. Lineage: Eukaryota; Viridiplantae; Streptophyta; Magnoliopsida; Asparagales; Orchidaceae. Gene Ontology annotation, molecular function: ubiquitin-protein transferase activity. The transcript has 5 exons. Bases 545 to 1171 code for a protein of 208 amino acids. The record is from RefSeq and is a predicted model, not a curated record.
UUUUUUUUAUUUUACUUCAUGUUAUUAUUUCAUCUUCUUCCUCCCAGUCCCAGCUACUAGUGCCACGUCCUCACUCCGCUGUGCCCUAGCGUGCGCCAACGAUUCACGAAAUCCAGUCACGCAACUUGGAACGUAUGGCAAGGCUCCCGCGUGCCCAAUUUUGUGGCAGCUCUGAUUUGUAGUUGAGGGAUCCUAUCGUCCCGACGUACUUUUUGACUUCCAGGGCUUGCUAACUCUGAAACGAAACCCUUUUUGUCUCUUUAACCGUUCCCCCCAUUUCAUUGCGACUCGUCCCCGUUGCUUUGGUCUAUAAUAUAUCAGGCUUGCUCGACCCCACCGAAGUUACUUCUGAUUCUCUACUUUCCCCGUUCUUUCUCUCCUACUUUACCCACCGAUGAUAGAUAGGCGGGAGAAGACGAGGUUCCGUUGCUUCUCUUGCGGCUACUGAGGAGAGAGAACCUAUUGGCGAUCUUUUCAGCGUGCAGCAUAUGUUGUUGUUUCUGUGAGAUGUCCAUCUUGAUAAAGCUAAUCUCAUAGAAACGAAAUGGGCGGGUGUUGCAGCUCUUCAUCAAGAACUGCAUCAGGUGGAAUAUCUGUUUACUUCAAUUAUCCACGGGAUUUAGAAGCAAAUGAACCUCUGUCAUCCACUCGUUCUGCAGUUCCACGUCGUAUGGUUGAUUCAAACGUGGAAGCUUCAAUCCGGGAUGCCUAUCAACGACCUAAUGCCGUACGGCCUCUUGUGGAUUUUACAAACUCACAAACUAAUUCUGGAAGCACUGAAAACUGCGCAAGUAAAAAUGAGCAUAGGCAGUCAACAGAUUCAGUACCAGUGGGAGAUGCUAUAGGUGGGAACAGGCUUGAAGCUUCAGAUAGGUGUGGUGGUUUGAUAGGGUCAGAUCCCAAGUUUGUAUCUGACUUUGUAAACAACUCUCCUAAGAUUAAAGAAGAAUUUUCACAUAUAAACAGUUCCACGACUUUUUUUACCGAGGAAGAUGUUUGCCCCACUUGUCUUGAAGAUUAUGAUGAUGAGAACCCUCGUAUUAUUACAAAAUGUAAACAUCAUUUUCACCUUUCGUGCAUUCUUGAGUGGUUUGAGAGGAGCAGUAACUGUGCCGUAUGCAACCGGCUCAUGGAGGUUGAAGAUAUUGAUCUGUUUGACCGAACCUUGUAGAUGAGGCCAUUUGGAUGAUUUCAUACCUUCCUCUUUACAUAAGCAUGAAGCCAUUUGUUCUUUGGGAAUACGUGGGCAUGUAAGCAAAAGCAUGAUCAAGUAUAAGCUUCUUACCCUUGUUUAAUGGUUUUUCUUUUUUGAUGAAUAAUAAAAAAAAGGUAUUGGAUGAAGGAAACUUGGUCUCUUUGAACUUCAGGAGAAGAAGCGCUUGUGAGCUUCGAGGGAGGUCUUUACCCUUUUUUUUUUUUUUACACUUUUCAAUUUUUUUUUAUAAUUAUUUUGGUUCAUCUUCUGUACCAUUUUAUCAGCGUCAGUCAUUCAUUUAUUUACAGUGGAUCUGCAAGAUCUUUAUAUUUGUGUAUAAAAUUCGUUUGCUGUAUUUAUGAAUAUUGUCAUUGUAAUAUUGUAUAGUUCAUGGCGA